Molecule: messenger RNA, 1279 nt
Organism: Mus caroli (Ryukyu mouse)
Lineage: Eukaryota; Metazoa; Chordata; Mammalia; Rodentia; Muridae
Gene: Get3
Product: guided entry of tail-anchored proteins factor 3, ATPase
Biological process (GO): tail-anchored membrane protein insertion into ER membrane
Cellular component (GO): GET complex
Molecular function (GO): ATP hydrolysis activity; ATP binding
Source: RefSeq, a predicted model, not a curated record
UGGUGCGCCCCAAUUAGUCACGUGAGCCGGGUCCAAGAUGGCGGCGGGGGUGGCCGGGUGGGGGGUUGAAGCAGAAGAGUUCGAGGAUGCACCUGAUGUGGAGCCGCUGGAACCCACGCUUAGCAAUAUCAUCGAGCAGCGUAGCCUUAAGUGGAUCUUCGUCGGGGGCAAGGGUGGCGUUGGUAAGACCACCUGCAGCUGCAGCCUGGCAGUCCAGCUGUCGAAGGGACGUGAGAGUGUUCUGAUCAUUUCCACAGACCCAGCUCACAACAUCUCAGAUGCUUUUGAUCAGAAGUUCUCCAAGGUGCCUACCAAGGUCAAAGGCUAUGACAACCUCUUUGCUAUGGAGAUAGACCCCAGCCUGGGCGUUGCAGAGCUCCCCGACGAGUUCUUCGAGGAAGACAACAUGCUGAGCAUGGGCAAGAAGAUGAUGCAGGAGGCCAUGAGCGCCUUCCCUGGCAUCGAUGAAGCCAUGAGUUAUGCUGAGGUCAUGAGGCUGGUGAAAGGCAUGAACUUCUCAGUGGUAGUGUUCGACACAGCACCCACCGGCCACACACUCAGGCUCCUGAACUUCCCGACCAUCGUGGAACGGGGCCUGGGCCGCCUGAUGCAGAUCAAGAACCAGAUCAGCCCCUUCAUCUCACAGAUGUGCAACAUGCUGGGCCUGGGGGACAUGAAUGCUGACCAACUGGCCUCCAAGCUAGAAGAGACGUUGCCUGUCAUCCGAUCCGUUAGCGAACAGUUCAAGGACCCUGAACAGACAACGUUCAUCUGUGUGUGCAUCGCCGAAUUCUUGUCCUUGUACGAGACGGAGCGGCUGAUCCAGGAGCUGGCUAAGUGCAAGAUCGACACCCACAACAUCAUCGUCAACCAGCUUGUAUUCCCUGACCCUGAGAAACCCUGCAAGAUGUGUGAGGCCCGACACAAGAUCCAGGCCAAGUAUCUGGACCAGAUGGAAGACCUAUAUGAAGACUUUCACAUUGUAAAGCUGCCACUGUUACCUCACGAGGUUCGGGGAGCCGACAAAGUCAACACCUUCUCUGCCCUCCUCCUGGAGCCCUACAAGCCCCCUAGCACCCAGUAGCCACCCCCAUCCCUGCUGCUGCCUUCAUACCCUCCUCUUUCCCCAUGGGGCAGAGUUUGCACAAAGUCCCCCAUAAUGCAGGGGGCCACUUAGGAGGUGGGAGGGGGUCUGUUCCCCCUGGUGGGGCCUGGGGAGGCUGCAAUGCCCCCCACCUCUUCCUGCCUCACACUCCUCAAUAAAAUAAUCUUACACAGC